Messenger RNA from Physcomitrium patens, 4964 nucleotides. RefSeq lists its product as uncharacterized. NCBI's taxonomy places the organism in Eukaryota, Viridiplantae, Streptophyta, Bryopsida, Funariales, Funariaceae. The record is from RefSeq and is a predicted model, not a curated record.
UGCCCUGCCGGGACUUUCUCCUUACUCCCUUCCUCCCCUCCCCCGCUCCUCCUCAUCACCCCCCUGGUUUGUGUAUGUUCCAUGCCUGCCUUGGCAACAAGGGUACGAGGAGUGUCGCCUUCAGUGCAGGAUCUUCCAUCCUAUACUAUUCCAAAGGAUCCUCCUCAUCAUCCUUCCCUGCCCUCCCGCAACCCUCCCUCCCGCUCCUCCUCCUCCUCCCUCUUUGUUUGUUGAUCGGUGUUGCUGUGCUUCGCCUUCACGCCCACUCUACCCUUCUCUCAUUUCGUUCCCCGUCCAUUCCCCUUCUCCCCACUUCCAUCUUCACACACAUUUCUUGCUCUCGUGCCUGCGUGCCUCUAAACUUCCCCUCUCCUCCGUAAUGACCACUCCCUCGUCCCUGCCUUCCCCUGCCCAAGCCUUGCCCCCACUCUCCCGGAUUGGUUCCAACUUGCCCUCUGAUCCCGACGACUCUGACCUCGACUCUUCCUUCUUCCUCGUCUCUGGCUCCCCGGAAUCCCACGACGACUGGAGCGAUGACCACCUCGAUUCCAACGACGAUUCCGAUCACCAUGCCCACUCCUCUGAUUCCGAGGAUACAACGGCUGCAGGGACUUCCAAGCCUAAGAACCACCCUCACAAGAAGCAUUCUUUUAAUUCCGCAUCUGACUAUCUCUCCUUCUUUAUUGCGCUUCGCAAGGGUUUUUGCUCUCGCAAUUUGGACGACAGAAUUGAAAUUUAUAAAUCUCACAAUUGUGUCGACAAAGUCAAUUCAUCUGGAGGAGGUGAUUCAGCACAGCAGAAAUGGAAAAAAACUACCAAAGCUGGAGUAGGCGGUGCCAGUGAAGGGACUUGCAGCUAUCGGGACUUCGAAGUGUACACUCAUAAAGAUCAUGAGGAUGAUUCCUCAUUCAGUGCAAUGUUCAAGUGUACCGCAACGGACAUUCCCAAAAACCUCCUCAAAAGAGCGAGUCUCUUAGGAAACUCUGACGAACAGCGCAUGGACGCGCACAAAGUGGAUGCUGAGGCCGUGAAUGAGAGUGACGAGAACAAGAAUGGAAAGGAAGACAGUCAGAAAUCUGAGAAGGAAAACGUUGAAAUGACAGUGGUCUUAAAGCGUGAUGUGAAAGCUCAUCUACUGAAGUUGGCAGACGAGCUGCGAUUACUACAAAAUCCCUGUAAGGAUUUUACUCACCAAGAAUAUGAGGACAUCCAUGUAGAAAUAGGGCUCUCUGAUUCACAGACAAAUUGUGCAAAUCAAUCCAAGCUAAGGAACGAGAAUUUGAAGUCUAUAGAGGACGAACAGAUUAGCAGCCACAGUGUAAAUUCUGAUAAGCAAAGCUGUUGGCGGGAAUCCGAUUCUAAAUGUCAGCACGGCAAGAGUGAUUGGAAACAUGCUGUGCCAGAUUACUCACCUAAGUCUUUGAAAAUUCAAAUUCAAGCAGCGUUGAUGGACAACAAGUUAGAAUCGAAAGAGAAGGGUGCUGUGACUUCGGAGAAUGAUUCAAUUGCGCAACCUAAACAUUUGCAAGAGAAAUCGACUUCUCUUAGUGAUGAUUCAAACGAGACAGCAGAGAUGACUGAUGUGCGAACUUCUUUGGAGAACAAGCGUGCUCAGUCGGAGGUAUCAAGUGACGAGUUCAAGUCACAGGAUGUGCCUCUUCUUCACAUAUACAUGAAAGAGAAGCACCAACCGGAGAUUGUUGCCAAGGAGCCUAAGCACAAGAGCAAGGCUAAGAAGGUUAAAGCCUCAAAAAAGAAGAAGCUACAUCUGUUCCGAGAUGGUUUUACCCUUCCUUCAGCAACAAAGCCCGUUGGAGAUGCCAAUUCAGCUCAGCUAAUUGCUGGAUUUGGAAAUGAAGUUCAAGCUUCUAAUGCCACAAUCAAAAUUCCAAUUUCGAGGGAAGUUGCGGCAACUGCGGAUGAUAUGCAAUCACCAACUAAAGAUAAGAUGCAGAUCAGUGCCAAGAAGAAGGUCGCCGAAGUUAUUCUGGGAGACACAACUGAACUAUUAUCUUCGUCAAAAAGUACACCUACACGUGUUCAUCCUAUCAAAGCUCGAGCCACAGAUGCAAAAGCGUACGACUUUACUCGCGCAGUUGAUGUCUCACAAGAUGCACUUACGAUAGGUCCAUCACCUUCUCUUGCCAACAACCUGAGCACGGGAGAAGGGGAUUCAACGAAGAUACCUGCCACGGAAGGUCGACACCGGGACCAAACAUAUCAGGGAGCUCAGAAUGCUGGAUAUUCCGAAGAGAAACAUGUGAAAGCGAUGCUUACACCAACGCUUCCUCAAAUAUCAAGCAGAAGGUGCUUUCCUCUUUCAGAUGUUGGUACUGAUACAACAUCUAAACUUGCCACAACUUUGAACGAAUCUCUCUUGGUGCCAAACCGAUCAGUUGCCAGCUCUCUUGCCUCCACAAUAAGCCAUCCUAUGAGCUUCUCUUCAGACGAACCAGAAUCCAACUCUGAAACCGUCGGAAUUAUUCAGGGAAUUUUGACACCUGUGGGCAACACCAUUAGCACGGCCGGUCCUACACAAUCCUCUUUUGUUGAAACACCCUUGACUUCGUAUCGUUCAGGAAAAAGAGUUAGGACUGCUGCAGCAGCUUCAUCCUGUCCCAGAAUGUCGACUACGGAUACCAGGAAUUCCCAUAAUUCUAGAUUGGUGCAGCAGCCAGUUUCUCAGAAUCAAGCCCACGCUUCUAACUCUGUACCAACACUGCCAUUGCAGCUGGAUAUCAACCCUCCUGCUUGGUUCAACGCUGAUGGCAGAGCGAACGGCAACUUCCCGCGGGUUCAGUCAGGGACAAAUUCUAGGCCCGGUUUCCCAUUCCCAGCCGUUUCAACUACUUCACCAUUUUAUGGCCAGGGGUCGUCUGCGAUUUCUGGGAGACUAGCGACUUCGGCAGCAGAUGACGUAUCCAAAGACAGCUGGAGUAAUCUACGUGCUAAUGUUCCAGAAAGUGGUCAAGUGAAUGUACCCCUCGAACCUGUGUUGCCAUUGGCAACAGCACAACUGUUUUCUUUUCCAUCUUCAAUAGACAACGGUGGAGUAAAAUCUGUUUGGCCAGGCGUUACUCCAACUGGGUUCGCAAGAAAAUUGCCUGAGCAAACGGCAGCGCCAUCUCCCAUGGUUCUUUGGCCGCAUCUAUAUCCCAGAUCAUCUUCUACUGACAACGCCAAAGCAAGUACCCUGCACAUGGAGACUGGAGAAGGUAACAACCCUCAAUCUGAUAUGGGUGCAAGACUGGAUUCCGAGUCAGAGGUGCUAAGCUUUUCACCACUUCCUGAAUGUGGAGUUCGAAGCACAACACAAAGGCCGAAACUAGCGUACAAUCCACUAGCUGCAGAACAGGAUCGGCAACGACAACUUUUAGAGGCGUUAAAGCCUCCAGGGUGGUCGACAUUGUCAACUGAACAUGAUUUUCAUCAGAACAUACAGUAUGGAAACAGUCAAAGGUUACAGGACAACCAAUUUUUUUCUCCUGCAUCAUUGCCUCAAAGGUUCGAGCAACUGAAGCUCAAUAAUAUGAAUGGAGCCAUGUCUUUCCAAUCAUCAGCAACAACUCCAACCCAGUUUCCCUUACAAUAUCAGAUGGACCAUGCUCUUCCUGACAGCCUCAGAAACGACUUUGGUCUCACCAGGUUAGGCAGCACACACACUUUUUCAGCCAGGAAGGAAGAGCCACACUUGGUGCAUCCACCAGCAACUGCCUCGGAGAUGGUGACAGGAGCUGUAAACCUUGAUCAAUCACACCUAUGCUGCUACUGCUUCACAAGGAGGGCUGAGCACCUAGUUAUGGAUUGCCAACAUUUAGGCCCUUGUUUGGAAUGCGCGGCGAGCAUGAAGAUAGAGUACUGCAGGCAACCGAAUUGUCUGACAAAAGUCACAAAAUUGCUUCGUUAUUUUCUGUGAUCUUCACCACUGCACUAUUGCACUCGGAGCUAAGGGCUUCGUGCAGCAUCAACGGGUUAUUAUUGUAUUACAUGUCCCACCAACGGAGAAAACUCUUUCUUUUACGGGCCGGACAGUAUGAUCAGCUUGUGAAGUUGUGAGGAGGGUUGGCAAUCGGUUUGAAAAUGGUCAAACCGGUUUGGGUUUUGUUGGGUCGGUUUCAAACCGGCUGGCAGAAUCCUUAGAUGGUUUGGAACCAAAUUGACCCCCCGUGGAGAACGGGGUUUGAACCGGUUUACAACAGGUUCUGAGGCACAAGCCUGUGUUUGUUAGUUAUUUUCUACAUUAAGCCUCAUUGUUGCUGGAUAGAUCAGUGUGCAGCAGAACCGUGUGGACAUGAUGGAGUGAUCUCUGCACAUUCAUCUGGCUUGUACACGAGAUGACCGAUCGCUUUUGGUGCUACUAAUCGAUCGACUUUGGUGCGGGUGUAGUUGUGAGAGAGUUGCUUCAGGUCAGGGCCGAGGAUAGUGGGCGACGCAAUACAAGAGAUUCUCCAACACUAUGUCAAAGGUGUCUUUGAAGGGUGCGAUAUCUGCGCCACGCUCCCCUUGGACGAUUUUGCGGGGGAGAUGUAGUGUUGCGGGGGAGGUGCUUGGGAUACUGCAGAUACGCCGUGGAGGGGUGAAAUAGGACAGGAAUGCAGCCAGCAACGAGAGAGUCGAACUCGGAGCGGCGAGUGGGGCUAUCGCCGGGUGGUUGCAUGCAGAAGUGGGAUGUGAGGAAGACCUUGGUGACGUGCGCUGGUAUCAACUUGUACUUGACAAAUACUAGCAAGCUUUUGUGGCGUUCGCAUUCUAGGAAGUAGCAGCCUCUGUGUGCUGAUGCGGUGUAGCACCGUUGCGGCAACUUUACAAGUGAAAUGUUGGUGCAAUUGUCAAUCAAUUAUUCAUUCUGCUUCGCUUUUGUGAUCUGGUGCUACCUGAAAUUGUUGUGGCAAAGUUAUCAAUUCUUCCUGGAAUUGAUACAAAGAUGUAUCAAUCUUUGCAACCGAGUAUUUGUUCAUCCUGAA